AUGGACAAACCUCUGUGCAACUACGACAAGGAGUUCGACCUGGGCAACCACCACGAGUGUUGCGAGAGGGUGGUCAUCAACGUGUCGGGCUUGCGCUUUGAGACCCAAGUGAAGACUCUGCGCCAGUUCCCGGACACACUGCUGGGGGACCCGCAGAGGAGGAUCCGCUACUUCGACCCGCUCAGAAACGAGUACUUCUUCGACAGGAACCGCCCGAGUUUCGACGCCAUCCUCUACUAUUAUCAGUCGGGGGGCAGGUUGAAGAGGCCCAACAGCGUGUCCCUGGAGGUCUUCAUGGAAGAGCUGAGGUUCUACGAGCUGGGGGACGAGGCAGUCACCCGGUUCCGUGAGGAUGAAGGCUUCAUCAAGGAGGAGGAACGGCCGAUGCCCAACAAUGAGUUUCAGAGGCAGCUUUGGCUGCUCUUCGAGUACCCCGAGAGCUCAUCCCCGGCCAAGGUGGUGGCAAUUAUCUCCGUCCUGGUGAUCCUCAUCUCCAUUGUGGUCUUCUGCCUGGAGACCUUGCCCGAAUUCAGGGAUGACCUGGACCCCACCCUGCCGGUGCACACCCACCGAGGUAACAGCUCCCACUCCGAGGUUCCGAGCAACACCUUCCAGGACCCCUUCUUCGUGGUGGAGACCAUGUGCAUUUGUUGGUUCUCCUUCGAGCUCUUCCUGAGGUUCAUCGUCUGCCCCAGCAAGCCGGGCUUCUUCAAGAACAUCAUGAACAUCAUCGACUUUGUGGCCAUCAUCCCCUACUUUGUGGCCCUGGGCACUGAGUUUGCCAGGCAGCGAGGGGUGGCACAGCCUGCCAUGUCCCUUGCCAUCCUCAGGGUCAUUCGUCUGGUCAGAGUCUUCAGAAUCUUUAAGCUGUCCAGGCACUCCAAGGGGUUGCAGAUCCUUGGGCAAACUCUGAAAGCAAGCAUGAGAGAACUGGGCCUCCUGAUCUUCUUCCUCUUCAUCGGGGUCAUCCUAUUCUCCAGUGCUGUCUACUUCGCAGAAUCAGAAGAUGAGAACACCAUCUUCACCAGCAUCCCUGAAGCAUUUUGGUGGGCUGUUGUCACAAUGACUACGGUAGGAUAUGGCGACAUGAGCCCCUUGACUCUUGGAGGUAAGAUCGUGGGAUCCCUCUGUGCCAUUGCUGGUGUGCUUACCAUCUCCUUGCCUGUACCCGUGAUUGUCUCCAAUUUCAGCUACUUCUACCACAGGGAGAUCGAAAGUGAGGAUCAAACGCAAUACUCACACGUGACGACAUGCCCUUACCUGCCUCCAAGCCUGAAAGCCCAAUCGUUGACUGGGAAAAGUACAGAGCUGGAAGACGACCUUAUUGACAGUUUCUGCACACCCCUACAAAAUGACAUGUUGGAUGGUUUCUGCCCUACUGACAGUGGACACCAUGAAUCCACCAGCUCACCGAACAGCAAAGCCUUGGUCACCCAAGUCUGACUGGUUCCCCUUUCAAAGUUGCUUAAAUCUCAAUGCAGGAAAAAAAG
Messenger RNA from Pristis pectinata (smalltooth sawfish), 1490 nucleotides. RefSeq names its product potassium voltage-gated channel subfamily A member 2-like. The coding region runs from base 1 to 1443 and encodes 480 amino acids. Gene Ontology annotation, cellular component: membrane; voltage-gated potassium channel complex. Gene Ontology annotation, biological process: protein homooligomerization; potassium ion transmembrane transport. The transcript has a single exon. Gene Ontology annotation, molecular function: protein binding; delayed rectifier potassium channel activity. The record is from RefSeq and is a predicted model, not a curated record. NCBI's taxonomy places the organism in Eukaryota, Metazoa, Chordata, Chondrichthyes, Rhinopristiformes, Pristidae.